UCGAGUUAGUUCUAUUAGCCUACUGACUGUUUAACACAAGGCAUUCACAAUUCGAGAAAAUGCCUCCAGAAGGGAAAUCUGACAUGGAGCGGAUUGGCAUCUUUAAAGAGUUGGGAUACAUCUCAAUAGGGGACAAAUAUACACCUUUUAUUUACCGCCCAUUUAAUGACUCCGCAUACAAGAACAAACAGAUGCUACCAGGAGGAGUUAAAUCAAAGUCCGCACUUCAGACUGGAUACUUCGACGCACAGUUUAAGAGGAUCUUUGAGAGAGAGGCGCUCACAGACCCUGUCAAAAUAGCCAGACAAUACAAGAUACAACAGGCCAAAAAGAACAUAGGCAAAGCCUUUCUUCCCAGUAAUGGAGAAAAAAAAACAUGUGGGAUGGGCAGCUAUUAUGGGACAAUUGGGGGUCCCAUUCAAGCAAUGAGUGCCCUACAGAUUCCAAGGAAACCAAAAAAAUCAGCUGGGAAAAACUUCUACACCAAUCCACCGAAGAAGGGAAGUUCUGGCUAUCCUGACAUCACUCUCUCCAAGAUGGUGUCCUAUUCCUCAGACCCCUAUGAUCGAGCCAAGGAAAUGCUAAAGCGUGAGAUCAUGUCACACAAAUCCAUGCUGAAAGGGGGAGCGUUUCGUUUGAACCUUCAUCCAAAUGAAUGCUUUGACAGCAAUCCUUUCAAAUUUGACAAACCUCUACCACCUCCAAAGAAGACUGAUGGGAAAAAGCACUUUAUGGUGCCCUUCAAACCAAGUUCACCCAGUAAAAAGAAUGGAGGCAUGAAAGCUGGAACAUUUGACUCCUACCCCAGCUACUCUGCAGAACCCUAUGGCAGCAAAAAGACUAAAUCAGCGAUGACGAAUAAGGAAGGAAAGAUAUUUCACCCCUCCCCUGGUCCAAAGAGUACACCUGUCAAGAGCAUCAUCAGCCUCAAUGUCAAAAAGGCUGUGAAUGCCACAAACUACAAUCAAAUCCACUCAGUUACGGCAUAUUGAGAACUUGUGAUGUCUUCAGGUGAUCAUCAAGGAUAACUGAGGAAAUGACAGAAUUAUCAUUUGUGAGUGAACUGUGCCAUUAAGUUCAUUUAAAAUCACCAGAAUUGAAGAAAGUAAAUGCAGCAUAAGGAAUAUUCAUAGAAAUGUUGGUAUUCAGCUGAACAAAAAGUAAAAAAAAGAGUUUUGUACUGGGAAA
Messenger RNA from Rhinichthys klamathensis goyatoka, 1188 nucleotides. RefSeq names its product cilia and flagella associated protein 96 (gene cfap96). The record is from RefSeq and is a predicted model, not a curated record. Lineage: Eukaryota; Metazoa; Chordata; Actinopteri; Cypriniformes; Leuciscidae. Gene Ontology annotation, cellular component: centrosome. The coding region runs from base 60 to 992 and encodes 310 amino acids. The transcript is spliced from 9 exons.